CCGUGUUUUGUUUACAGUGGUGGCCCAGCGGCGAGAGAGGGAGGGCAGACGCACGCACCCCGGCCACGCAACAUGUCGGAUUCAGGCGCCUCCCCGGCCAAGAUGAAGAAGCUCGACCCCGCGGCGGGCAGCGAGGGGUCCGGCGAGGCGAGGGAGUACGACCCGGAGACACAGCGGGCCCUGGAGGAGAUCGACGCGUGCCAGAACGAGAUUGACCAGCUGAACGAGAAGGCGAGCGAGGAGAUCCUGAAGGUGGAGCAGAAAUACAACAAGCUCCGGAAACCCAACUUCGAGAGGCGCAGCAAGAUCAUACAGCGGAUCCCCAACUUCUGGGUCACGGCCUUCGUCAACCACCCUCAAAUCUCUGCCAUCUUGGAGGAGGAGGAGGAAGAGUGUCUCCACUACCUCAGCAAACUGGACGUGGAGGAGUUCGACGACAUCAAGUCUGGAUACAGAAUCAAAUUUUUCUUCGACGAGAACCCGUACUUUGAGAACGAAGUCUUGACGAAAGAGUUCCACCUCGGCUCCACAGGUGUUCCAGCCUCACACUCGACGGAGAUCAAGUGGAAAGAUGGCCACAACCUACUCCACCGGUUUAGGCAGCGGAUGCAACAGCAGCAGCAGCAGCAGGCCGGGGGCGAGCGGGGCGGCGGGGCGAGGAAGCGGCCCCUGGAACUGAGGUCAUUCUUCUCAUGGUUCUGCGACCACGGCGACCCCUCGGCGGACGAGAUAGCGGAGGUUAUCAAGGAUGACAUGUGGCCCAACCCCCUCCAGUACUUCCUGGUUCCCGACAUCGAGGUUGAGAACGGGGAGGGCGAGGAGGAAGAGGAGGAGCUGGAGGAGGAGGAGGUGGAUGACAACGUGGUGGUGGUGGAGGAGGAGAUCGAGGAGGUGGAGGAGGAGGGCCCUGAGGAAGAUGAUGAGGAGGAUGAGGAUGAGGAGGAAGGGGCUGGUGAAGAGGACGGAGAAGCAGACGAGUGAGGGAAGGGAAGGUGAAGGAAGAGAGAAAGAGAGAGAGAAAACCCUCCAGUACCACCACCACUACAUCACAACACAUCCUGAGAGAGAGAGAGAGAGAGAGAGAGAGAGAGAGAGAGAGAGAGACCUAAUCUGUUCACAAAAGAAUGCUGUGUUUGUGUGGUGUAGUAUCUGCUGUUUUAUAUUACUUACAUUUUUGUGUGUGUCUGUAUUUCUGAGUGGGUGUGUAUGCACGUAUUUGUAAGUGAGUGUGUGUGUGUAUGUAUGUAUUUUUGUGUAUGUGUGUGUGUGUUUUGUGUUUGAUUUUGUAUUAGUUUACAAAAUUUUGGAUAAUUUUAAUAUUUAACCCUCCUUUCUCUCUCUCCCUCACACACGCACACAGCCCCUCACUGUAUGUUCCCCCCCCUCUCUCUCUCUCUCUCUCUCACAGCACAGCACACAGGACCCCACAGGAUGUCACCCCACAGUAUGUUCACAAACCCCACAGACACAGCCCCCCCAGAUACACAAUUACCUCCCACUCUCUCUCUCUCUCUCUCUCAGCCGGCAUGUUUCACCCCCACACACUCCCUGCCAACACACAGUUUUCUACCACUGCAUUGUGACGAGAGGAAGAGAUAAUGUGGUUAAUGCUAAGAUAAUGAAGAUGAUGAUGAUGGUGUAUGAUCAUUCCUAACCAGUAAAGGACAAUUUUGU
Eriocheir sinensis (Chinese mitten crab) is the source of this 1674-nucleotide messenger RNA. It is a transcript of the gene Set, whose product is annotated as protein SET-like. NCBI's taxonomy places the organism in Eukaryota, Metazoa, Arthropoda, Malacostraca, Decapoda, Varunidae. Gene Ontology annotation, molecular function: histone binding; chromatin binding. The transcript is spliced from 6 exons. Bases 73 to 981 code for a protein of 302 amino acids. Gene Ontology annotation, biological process: nucleosome assembly. The record is from RefSeq and is a predicted model, not a curated record. Gene Ontology annotation, cellular component: nucleus; chromatin.